UUUGGUGAUGCAGGCGUUGCUAGAGGCGCUGGAGCAGUGGGACAUGGUGGAGGAGGCGAGCAAGGACCGCGCCAAGGAUCGGCGGGCACUGGCCGCGAUCCUCCGUGGCAUUCUGCCGGAGAUGAAGGCCGGGCACGCCGUGAAGAAGUCGGCGAAGGAGGCCUGGGACUCCGUGAAGAAGAUGCGAGGCGGCGACGACCGCGUGAAGGCGGCGAACGUGCAGCGGCUGAUGAAGGAGUUCGAGAACUUGAGCUUCCGCGACGGCGAGGCGGUGGGCGACUUCACCGUGCGCGUCGACCACCUGACCGCACGCCUGGGAGACCUUGGCGAGGUGCUGCCAGACUCCCGCGUGGUCAGGAAGGUGCUGCAUGUCGUUCCGAGGAUUAUGAAGCAGGUGGCGAUCUCCAUCGAGAUCCAUGGGUACCUCAACACCAUGACGCUGGACGAGCUCGUCGGCCAGCUCUAGGUCGCAGAGGAGGCAGACGCCGAGGACGAGCCGGUAGCCAAGACAUGGAGUGGCGAGCAGCUGCUGCUCACCAAGGCCCAGUGGGAGGCACGUUCGCGCCAGCAUAGAGGCGGCGGGCGUCGUGGUGGCGGCGAACACGGCGGCGGCCAUGGAGGUGACCGCGAUGACGACGACGGCGGCAGCAGCACGAACUCGGAGCGCGGUAGGAGCCGCUACCGAGGAAAGUGUUUCGACUGCGGCGUGCGUGGACACAUGGCGCGUGACUGCCUGAAGAAGAAGAGGGAGAAGGCAUUGCUGUGCGACGUCGACGAGGAGGCGACAUUGCUGUGAAGAUCGAGUCCACCAUUUCGUGUUUAGAGGGAGAUUGUUAGGAAUAAUCACGCCAUGGUCUAUUCCGGGCGUGCGUGAGUCCGUGUGUGUCGCGUCGUGUGCAUGCGCAGGACAGCCACGACGAGGUCAAGUCAGGGUUGGUGUGUGCGCGGAGGAUAGCUUUGCCGCUGCUGUGCUGUUUAGAUUGUGUCGCGGAGAAAUUGGGUGAGUAGUGUGCGUGGCGCAGAUCUUGCGGAGGCGGCCGCCGUGACUAGGCGUGAGCGCGAAAGGCUCGCGGUCAUGGACGAGCGCGUUCCCAGGAUCGGUCGCAACGGCCAUCGUGGAGAUGUGCUCCCCGGCCUACAAGAAGCCCCUGCGCUCCUCAUUGUACUCUGCCGAGUCCGUUUUAUCAGUCAAGGGCCAAGAUACAGGAGCUAUUGGCUCCGCGGCGUUCGUCACCGAAAACUACUGUUCAUCUUCUACCUCCGUCCGCCAGCGAGAGAGAGAGAGCUAGGGCGAGCGCGGGUGUGGGCGAGCCUGCGGAACGCGUGUUCCCGGGCAUUUCCAACAGACGCCGGUUAGUCAUUGGUGACAUGAAUAUUAGGAUGCGAUGGUACGUUGUUUUAUCUACGCGCUCUUAGGGCAUCUCCAAGAGCUCUCCAUUUUAACUUGCCAUCCUAAUUUUUUUUGGCAAAAAAAGAAAAUUAGGUGUCCAACAGCUUGGCAAAGAGCUUGGAAAAUUUACCAACUUGGUAAAAAUCCCCCUCCCGGCGCGCAUAUAUCCGAGCGCGAAUACGACUCCGCAUCGCGAAAUCCAGCCCCGUCGCGACUUCUCCCGAGCGCGCGAAGACAUCGGCCUCUCUCCCGCACUCACGAGGAUUUUUCAUUGCCUGUCCUCCCCAGCAGAUCGAUCCCGUCACUCUCCUCGUCAAGGCCGCCAGGUCAGACUCAUUCAAAUGGAAGGAGAUGGAUUCUUGACAGACAUUCUUCUCAAUCAAGAUAAUGGUGGUAUGGAGGACGACCUCAACAUUCCGAUCACACAAGGCAUUACUUCCGAAGGUCAACAAGCCCAUGUGGAAGUGCAGCCAAGUCGCAACACAAAGGGAUCGAAGAGGACAAAAAAUUUUGAUUGGAAGGAAGACGAAGUUAUAUGCUCUGGCUGGUUGAAUGUUAGCAAAGAUCCCAUUAACGGAGCCAAUCAAUCUCGUUCCACGUUUUGGAGUAGAGUUCAUGCUUUCUUUGAGGAACACAAGCAAACUGCAGCUGUGAGGACAGAGAGUUCCAUUAUGCAUAGGUGGCUGACAAUUCACUCACAAGUGAACAAGUAUUGUUGUUGCUAUGAUAAGAUUGAGCGUAGGAAUCAAAGUGGACAAACUAUCCAAGAC
Molecule: messenger RNA, 2160 nt
Organism: Panicum virgatum (switchgrass)
Lineage: Eukaryota; Viridiplantae; Streptophyta; Magnoliopsida; Poales; Poaceae
Exons: 2
Coding region: 8-466 (152 amino acids)
Source: RefSeq, a predicted model, not a curated record